AUGUCGGCUACCUUGACCAAGUCCAUGCGCACCGCUGCCCGCGCCGGCGCCCGCCAGAUGUCGUCGCACGCGACGGAGGCCGAAGCCCUCCAGCAGAUGACCUUGUGGACGAACGUCUCCAAGGCCAUGAUCGCGGGCAUGGCCGGCUUGACGGUCGUCACGGCCAUCAGCCACGCCGGCGGCCACGAGCACCACCACGAGGGCGAGCCCAUCGUCUACGCGCACAACAAGCUCCGCACCAAGCCGUACCCGUGGAAGUACUCGGACUGCAACUUCUUUGACCUUGAGUGCAAGGCCAAGGCCAAGGCUGCGGAACAGGCGUUGAACUAG
Molecule: messenger RNA, 330 nt
Organism: Saprolegnia diclina VS20
Lineage: Eukaryota; Oomycota; Saprolegniomycetes; Saprolegniales; Saprolegniaceae
Exons: 2
Coding region: 1-330 (109 amino acids)
Biological process (GO): mitochondrial electron transport, cytochrome c to oxygen
Cellular component (GO): mitochondrial inner membrane
Molecular function (GO): enzyme regulator activity
Source: RefSeq, a predicted model, not a curated record